AUGAGAGUUAUAUUUUUCAUAUUCCUUUUAAUCAGAGGGACACACUUGUCCUGCCAGCUUUGGGGAAAGUUCUCUUCAUCAGCACUAGCAAAGGAUGGAGAUAUUACAUUUGGUGGUAUUUUUACACUUCAUUACAAGGGAGCUACCCCUGCGGUAUCUUACAGUGCUGGCCCUCUGAAUCCUGGAUGUGUUGGAUUUAACUUAAGGGCUUUUCGAUGGGCACAAGGAAUGAUUUUUGCAAUUGAAGAAAUAAAUCAAGAUGAAUAUCUUCUGCCAAAUAUUACACUGGGCUAUAAGAUCCAUGACUCUUGUGCCAAUCCACCAGAGGCCCUGAGAGCAACUUUAAGUCUGGUCAAUGGAGAAGAAGACAUAAGCAUUCUUAAUUCCACAUGCAAAGAUCAAUCGGUUGCUGCUGUGAUUGGCUGCUCCGGGUCAACUCAGUCCAUUACAAUAGCAAGAAUUCUGGGCUCUUUUGGGAUACCACAGAUAAGUUAUUUCUCUUCUUGUGCAUGCUUAAGUGACAAACAUGAGUUUCCUACAUUUUUUCGGACCAUACCCAGUGAUUACUUUCAAGUACAAGCUUGGGUAAAAGUAGUAAAACACUUUGGCUGGACAUGGAUUGGAGCAUUUGGCUCAGAUGAUGCAUACGGCCAUUUUGGAAUUCAGUCUUUUUUGGAGGAAAUUAAAAAGAUUGAUGCCUGCAUUGCUUUUGCUGAAUAUUUUCCAGCUGUUUAUACUAAAGGCAAAAUACAAGAACAUAUUGAACUUAUCAAAAAAUCUAAAGCAAAAGUGAUUCUGGUUUUUGCUACUGAGAUUGAUAUGUACAUAUUGGCAAAUGAACUGCUUAAACAAAAUGUGACAGGAAUUGUAUGGCUGGCUAGCGAGAGUUGGGCCACUGCUGGACUCCUGUCAACCAAGGAAAUGUUUGGAACUCUUGGGGGCUUACUAGGACUUGGGAUUCAGAGAAGCAGCAUUAAAGGAAUUAAAGAUUUCCUUCUCAGAAUCCAUCCUGCUGACUAUCCUGGAAAUGUGUACAUCAAGGAGUUUUGGGAAACCACCUUUAAAUGCACGUUAGCAUCCCAGAACUACACCACGCUUCUGUACCCAGACAGAAAAUGCACAGGCUUUGAAAGUUUACAGUCGGUCACAAAUAUUUAUACAGAUGUGUCUCAGUUGAGAAUUACUUAUAAUACAUACAAAGCAGUGUAUGCAAUUGCUCAUGCGCUUCAUAAUGUACUGUUUUGUGAAAACAAUACAAAAGUAUGUCAUAGUGUUAAAGAAAUAGAGCCUUGGAAGGUUACACACAGUUUGAAAGAAGUUCAAUUUAAAGUAAAAACAGGUGAUGAAAUACAGUUUGACCAUAAUGGUGAUCCUCGUCCUUCCUAUGAUAUAAUCAAUUGGCAGCUAGACGUUAAUGGUGACGUGCAGUAUGUAGACAUUGGGUUCUAUGAUGGCUCUGCUGAGGCAGGUUAUGAGCUUACAAUUAAUGAAGAUAACAUCAUUUGGAAUGGAGGGCAAAAAAAGGUAAUAACGUCCUCAUGUAGUGAAAGUUGUCCACCAGGAACAAGAAAAGCAACCAGAGAAGGCGAACCAAUCUGCUGCUUUGACUGUGUUCCUUGCGCACAGGAUGAAAUCAGCAACUCAACAGACUCCAUAGAUUGCAUUAGAUGCCCGUGGAACCACUGGCCGAAUUCCAUGAAAAACACAUGCCUUCCAAAAGCAGUGGAAUAUCUCUCCUUCGGCGAAAUGAUGGGAAUUAUACUAAGUGCUCUUGGGGUUGCUGGAGCCUGCUUGACUGUGUUUGUGGCAGCAGUUUUCUUCCACUUUCGAAGCACCCCCAUUGUGCGAGCUAAUAAUUCAGAAAUCAGCUUUCUUUUGCUGUUUUCUUUACUCCUUUGUUUUCUCUGCUCCUUUUUGUUCAUCGGUGAACCAUCUCACUGGUCUUGUAAGCUGAAGCAUGCAGCCUUUGGAAUCACAUUUGUUCUUUGCAUUUCCUGUGUUUUGGGGAAGACGUUGGUUGUUAUAAUGGCAUUUAAAUCCACCCUUCCAGGUCACAACAUCAUGAAGUGUUUUGGGCCCUUGCAACAGAGGCUAAGUGUAUUUUUCUUCACUUGUAUUCAAAUAAUAAUCUGUAUUCUUUGGAUUACAAUUUCACCACCUUUCCCUUCAGAAAAUACAAAAUAUUUUAAAAAUCGUAUAAUUUUUGAAUGUAAUUUGGGAUCGGUGGCCGCAUUUUGCUUUGUACUGGGUUACAUUGGACUCCUCUCCAUUAUGUGCUUCAUUUUAGCAUUUAUAGGCAGGAAGCUACCUGAUAAUUUUAAUGAAGCAAAAUAUAUAACUUUUAGCAUGUUAAUUUUUUGCGCUGUGUGGAUAACAUUUAUACCAGCUUACCUGAGCUCUCCAGGAAAGUACACUGUGGCAGUGGAAGUAUUUGCAAUUUUAUCUUCCAGUUUUGGCGUACUGUUAUGUAUAUUUGCGCCCAAAUGCUAUAUAAUUUUACUUAGACCAGAGACAAACACAAAAAAACAUGUAAUGGGUAGGUCUACCAGCUCUGCAAAAAUUUAGAGUCAAGUGACUUUGUGAUCAAAGUGUUUUUCAAUAUUUUGCAUUGGCAGCAGGAGCUACAGAUUCACACUCAGUCCUAGGUUCUUAUGUAGCAUUAGCUCCAUAAUCUUUUGAGACAUUUAUGUCAUUUUGCAUUAUUUCACAGUGUCUAACUUGGCUUUUUAAGGAGCAAUUUCCAAUUUUGCAUUUGAUGUAAACCUAGAAAAAGACAGAAAUCUCAUUUACUUGUCAAAUGUCAAUCAUAUCGGACCAGUUUAGUGCUUCCAAUUAGCUUAAUAUCUAAUUCUUCAACAAGCUGAAAGAGAAAAAACCUGGAUUUGCAUGGCAAAAACAAUGCAAAGUCAACAUUGGCAUGUAUUUUGUAUGUGUAGGAAACCUGGGAUGCCUGGGAAGAACUCACACAGACAGUAGGGAAAUGUUCAUAUUCAUGUCAACGCUGGACCAAGCACAUUGAGCUGUAAGGCACCAUUCAUGUUUCCUGAGAUUGCAGACUAUUAACCCUCAGCUAUGAAAUAUCACUAAACAUGUUUCUUCACCUAAUUUGGGUCAUCCUUCUGGAAGUCUUCAUAUGUCACAGUAAAUCACUGAUGUGACCUCAGACCCUUACUCCAUGUUCUCCUAUUGCCUCAUCAAAAAUACAAUAAGCGUUAAUACUACACAAUAAUGUGCAAGGUGUGGCCACUAGGGGGUGGACCAGCACCCCAUACCCCAGGUACAACUACACACACAGUGUGCUGGAUUCAGAUCCAGCAUAUCUAUUUACUAUAACAUGUACCUUUUACAAGCUUCCUUCCUUCAGUGUUGUUUUGGCUCUCACAUAACAGUACAGCCCGAUUAUACCACUAAGUCACUCCAUUUGCUCUUUCCAUUUUCCUCCAUUUUUCUCAAUGGAGUGUUGUCUGCCUCUUUUCCUGAGUCCGACGCCUGAGCUGAGCGGAGGACUCUCUUUUAACUCUGGACCUGGGAGAACUUCUGAUGUGUAAUCUGUUGCCUCCAGGAAGCAAUUCCAUGU
This is a messenger RNA of Erpetoichthys calabaricus (reedfish), 3577 nucleotides long. Its product is annotated as extracellular calcium-sensing receptor-like. The record is from RefSeq and is a predicted model, not a curated record. Gene Ontology annotation, biological process: G protein-coupled receptor signaling pathway. NCBI's taxonomy places the organism in Eukaryota, Metazoa, Chordata, Cladistia, Polypteriformes, Polypteridae. Gene Ontology annotation, molecular function: G protein-coupled receptor activity. The coding region runs from base 1 to 2565 and encodes 854 amino acids. The transcript is spliced from 6 exons. Gene Ontology annotation, cellular component: membrane.